AUGCCGCUGCUGUUCUUCAUCCCUGACCGCAAGGCGACUUUUGAGCGCGGGGCACUCGAAGGCAAUCCGCCGCUGCUGGGCGGGGGGGAAGGCGGCAGCGCGGUGGGGGAUGACGGCGGCGGCAGCAACGCGCUCGUCAUUGCGUCCGCUGCGUCGUGCGCGCGCGGCGGCAGCCGCCCCGGCGAGCUCCGCGAGCGACUGGCAGGGACGGGAGCUGAGCUGGCAUCCGGUGCUGACGUGGCAGCUGACGUGGCACUGGACAACGAUGAGCUGGAGCUGGUGGACGAGCGCAAGAAGCGGCGCAACAGCAAGCGCGUGCAGCGCAAGCUCCGCCGCAUCCAGGGUGGCAGCAGCAAGCAGAAGGUUGAGCGCGCCAAGGCGUUUCUACAAGCAGGGCUGACCCCUCCUGCUGCCCUGCAGGCUCUGUUGCUGCGGGAGAGACGGGCGGGGGGUCGAGGAGAGGCGGGGAGUGAUGAGGAAGGCAGUGAGGAGGAGGAUGAGGAGGAGAGUGAGGAUGAGAGGGUUGAAGGGUUGUUGUCGUGGAAAGAUGAGAGGGGGAGGGCGAGGAGUGGGGGAGGUGAGGGUGAAGAGAGUGGGGUGGGCGAGAUGAGUGAAGGGGCAGUAAUGAGAGGAGAGGAAGGGAUGGGAGGGACAGGUGAGGGAGGAAAGAGUGUGGGGAUGGAGGUCGAGAUGAGAGAGAUGGAAACAGAGGGCACGGGAGGUGGAGAAGGUGUGAUCAAAGAGAGGGAGACGGGAGGGAAAAGGGACACGAGUAGGGAGAGCAGUGGGGAGGAGGAAAGCAGAGGAGAGGGAAGCAGAGAGGAGGGAGAGGUUAGUGAUAGCGAUGAUGGGGAGGAGGGAGAGGACGAGGGGAAGCAACACGGUGAAGAGGUGGGGGACGAGGGAAUGGUGGAUAGGCAGGGGUUGCUGGGCGAACAAGAAGGGCACAGAAUGGAGGAUGACGAAGCUGCCAGGAAGGAGGAGCAUGCCAGGGAUGACGUCAUCAGGGCAGAGGAAGGAGAGCAGCAGGAGGCAGCAGAGAGCGAAGGGGCAGCCGUCGAGGCGGAGCAAAGAAAGCAGGGGGGGAAUAUGGAAGGGAGGGUGGAGCAGGGAGGGGGGGGUGGUGGGAAGGAGAAGCAGGGAGGGGGUGAGGGGCGAAGGGGAGGGAAGCUGUGGGUGCGGGUGGAGCGGCGGGAGGAGAUAGAGGCGCAGCGGGCAGGGCUGCCUGUGGUGGCGAUGGAGGGCGAGGUGAUGGAGGCGGUGGGGAGCAGCAAUGCCGUGCUAGUGUGCGGCGAGACUGGGUCGGGCAAGACGACACAAGUGCCACAGUUUCUCUAUGAGGCGGGGUACGGCUCGUCCCUCCCGGGGGGUGUGCCGGGCAUGAUCGCUGUGACUCAGCCGAGGAGGGUGGCGGUGCUGGCAACGGCCAAGCGCAUAGCGGAUGAGAUGGGGGUCACCGUGGGCCGGGAGGUCGGCUACCAGGUGCGGUACGACCGCCACGUGGCGGGCGGCACGGCCAUUAAGAUAAUGACAGAUGGCAUCCUGCUGCGCGAGGUGCAGGCGGACCUGCUGCUGCGGCAGUACAGCGCGGUGGUGCUGGAUGAGGCGCAUGAGAGGAGCGUCAACACCGACAUCCUCGUUGGGCUGCUCUCCCGCAUCGUGCCACUCCGCCAGAAACUGCAUGACGAAGCCAAGGCGGCUGGUCGGCCUUCCUCCGCCCCGCCUCCUCUGAAGCUCAUCAUUAUGAGCGCCACUCUCCGCAUCUCAGACUUUACUCUCAACACGCGCCUCUUCCCCGCGGGCCCUCCCCCUGUCGUCUCCGUGCCUGCCCGCCAAUUCCCCGUCACUGUUCACUUUGCCCGGCGCACCGAGCUCGUGGAUUACGUCCGGGCAGCCGAGAAAAAAGUUUCGGCGAUCCAUCGGAAGCUGCCCCCCGGAGGGGUUUUGGUGUUUCUGACCGGGCAGAGGGAGGUGGAGGACCUUUGCAGGAAGCUUCGGAAGAAGUUUCCAAUGAAGGGCGAGGGUGUGGAGAUGCAGCAGGUAGGGGAAGAGCAGGCCGCAGGGGCAGCUGGUGUGGCAGAGACAGCUGGGCCAGCAGUGGCAGGGGAGGUAACGGGGGCAGCUGAGGCGGCAGGAGGGGGAGCGGGGCCUGGCAGUGGUGCCUCUCCCCUCUCCAAGGGGGAGCAGGCAGGGCCGGGCGGCAAGGGGGAGCAGGCAGGGCCGGGUGGCAUGUAUGUGCUGCCGCUGUACGCCAUGCUGCCGGCCGCCCAGCAGCUGAAGGUGUUUGGAGCCGUGCCUGAGGGGUGCCGCCUCGUGGUGGUUGCUACCAAUGUUGCUGAGACCUCCAUCACCAUCCCAGGCAUACGCUACGUGGUGGACACAGGGCGGGCCAAGGUGAAGCAGCACACAGGGGGGGCGGGCUUGGCGCGCUUCACAGUGGAGUGGAUCUCGCGGGCCUCAGCGGACCAGCGUGCGGGCAGGGCGGGGCGGGUGGGGCCGGGGCAGUGCUACAGGCUGUUCUCAAGCGCGGUGUUUGCCAACCAGUUUGAGGCGUUCGGGCAGGCGGAGAUCGAAAGGACACCCAUUGAGGGCGUCGUGCUGCAGAUGAAGGCCAUGGGCAUUGAUAAGGGGGAGAGGAAGGGGGAGGGGGAGGGGGAGGUGGGGAGGGUGAGUGCGCUGGUGGUGCGGUAUGCGAUAGCGGUGGUGGCAGCAAUGAGCGUGGAGAGCCCUUUCCUGCGCGACAAUGACACUGGCGACACAGGCACGGCGGGCCAAGGGGAUAGUGGGGGGACGGGCGAGAGAGGCGAUGGGGCAGAUGGCAGGAGCGGUGAAGAGAGAGAGUCAAGGGCAGGUGUGGGUGGUGGUGCCGACCACGCUGCUGCUGCUGCUGCUGCUGCUGCUGCUGCUCCUCCCAAUGGCAAGGCGUUGAGUCGCCACGCAGCGCAUGCGCUCUUCUGGAGUCGCAGCAGCGACGCCAUCACGGCCGCCAAUGCCCUGCGAGCCUAUGACGCUGCUGUCCGCGCAGGCAAGGGCGGGCGGAACACACUACCUCAGGCCGGUGGGGCAGCUCAGAGCAGGAGUGGGGCUGGCAAAGGGGACAGGGGCGCAGGGGGAUGGGGGGGAGCGGGGGAGCGGUUCUGCCAGCGGUUCUACCUGAGGGAGCGGUGCAUGAGGGAGAUGUCUCAGCUCGCCCACCAGCUGUCUCGCCUGCUCGUUGCAGGCACCCGCGCCCACCUCCUGCAAUCCUUCCUCUCCUACGCCCUCUCCUCCUCUCCCUCCACCUCUUCCCAUCCCGCCGCGCCCGUGCCGCUCACUCUGCUGGUGGAGAGGGGGGAGCAGUUGUGGGCGGGGAGAGAGGGGAACAAGGAGGGACGGGUGGAGCCACAGUUGAGGGAGUGGGAGGAGGGGCUGAUCCGAAGGGGCCUGGCAGCAGGCUGGCCCGACCGCCUCGCGAGAAAAAUGGCUCCCGGAGACAAACCAUCAGCAGCAGGUAGUGCUGCUGGCGCUACUCACUCCCUGCCGAAACGUGCCGUGCGGUACGAGGCACUGUUCAUGGAGGAGCCAGUGCUGCUGCACCCGCGCAGCGCUACCUUCCGCUCGGCGCCACCUCUCCUGCUCUUUAAUGAAAUCGUUCAGACUGAGUCCCACCCCUUCCUCGUCACCACCACAGCUGUCGACCCCGCCUGGCUGCCCUCCUCCUGCCCCGCACUCUGCUCUCUCUCCAAGCCUCUCCCCGACCCGCCGCCCCGCUACCACCCUCCAUCGGACCGCAUUCUUGCAACAGUAGCAGCUGUGUAUGGGCCCAAGCGGUGGCCUUUGCCGCACUGCACUGUGGACUUGGAGGGGAGCAGGGAGAGGGCGGCUGUGUUUGCGUGCGCGCUGCUGCAGGGCCAGGUGGUGGGAGCAAUGAAGCGGUUACAGGGGUUGCUUGCUGGUAACCUUACGAGCUUGCUGCGGCCGGAGGGGUUGGGGCAGAGGAGGGCAGGGGACUUGGUGCAUAGUAAGGGGAAGCUGAGGGCGGCGUGGGAGUGUGAUGGAGAGUUCCUGAGGGCGGAGGUGAGGUCGUGGGUGCGGGCAGGGCAGGAGGGCGUGGUGGAUGGGCUGUGGCGAGAUAUCGUGAGGGAAGCUGUUGUGGGGGCGAAGAAGCAAAAACGUUGA
Closterium sp. Yama58-4 is the source of this 4158-nucleotide messenger RNA. The record is from the annotation of a GenBank genome assembly. Lineage: Eukaryota; Viridiplantae; Streptophyta; Zygnematophyceae; Desmidiales; Closteriaceae.